UGAUUAUUAUCAUGAUUUGAUAGAAGAAACAAAACCAAAACAAGAGCGAUAGAGAGAGAGAGAGAAAGAGAUCAGAAAGUGAAACUGCUUUCGAUCAAAAAAAAAAAAGAAAGGGAAGGGGGCAGUAACGCCAAGUCUGCUGGAUUUGGAUCGAAGCAGAGACUUGGAUCGAGGCGAAAGGGUUUAGUUUUUUUUUUUGAGUUCGAUGGGGACAGGGAAUUCUAAGCAGAAAUGGAGACAGCGUUCUUCUUCUUCAUCGUCGUUUAGGUCAGCUUCAGCUUCUUCAUCUCCAUGGGCUUCUCAUCAAACCUAUCCUCAAUACGGUUCCGGAAGCUAUAACUAUCCUCCUCCACCUCCUGAGUACCCCCAACCUCCUUCACCUUCUUCAUAUACUACUCAGCCGCCUUACUCUCAAAGUUAUGGCAAUGAUAAGAAGAGGUUGGAGCGCAAGUACUCCAAAAUCUCCGAUGAUUACUCCUCUUUGGACCAGGUGACAGAGGCUCUUGCUCGUGCGGGUCUAGAAUCUUCGAAUCUCAUUGUCGGUAUUGAUUUCACUAAGAGCAACGAGUGGACAGGGGCUAGGUCCUUCAAUAGGAAAAGCCUACACUUCAUAGGCAGUACUACCCCCAAUCCCUACGAGCAAGCCAUAGCUAUCAUAGGAAGAACCUUAGCCGCUUUUGACGAGGACAACUUGAUUCCGUGUUACGGUUUCGGAGAUGCGUCGACGCACGAUCAAGACGUGUUUAGUUUCAAUCCUGAUGAUGGGUUCUGUAAUGGCUUCGAGGAAGUGCUUGGUCGGUAUAAAGAGAUUGUCCCUCAGCUUAAGCUUGCAGGCCCCACCUCGUUUGCUCCUAUCAUUGAUAUGGCAAUGACCAUUGUUGAGGAGAGUGGUGGACAAUAUCACGUCCUAGUGAUUAUAGCAGAUGGGCAGGUUACAAGAAGCGUUGACACUGAAAAUGGACAGUUAAGUCCGCAAGAACUGAAGACUGUUGAUGCUAUCGUGCAAGCGAGUAAGCUACCUCUAUCAAUCGUCUUGGUCGGUGUAGGGGAUGGACCAUGGGACAUGAUGAGGGAGUUUGAUGAUAACAUUCCUGCACGAGCUUUUGAUAACUUCCAAUUCGUCAACUUCACAGAGAUCAUGGCAAAGAACAAAGCUCAGUCCUUGAAAGAAACAGAGUUUGCUCUUUCUGCUCUCAUGGAGAUUCCUCAACAAUACAAGGCUACCUUGGAGCUUAACCUUUUAGGAAGAAGAAAUGGGAAUAUAACGGAACGGUUUCCUCUUCCACCUCCAAUGCAAGGUGGAGCAUCGUCCUACAACAAGCCAAAGGCUAAUGAUCGUGUUCCAAGUUUCAAACCGAGUGUACCUUCUUAUCCAACUGAAAACUAUCAUGUAAGGUCUAGUCCUCCUGCGCCACCCGCUACGACCUCAGCUUCUUCUGAUAACCAGAUAUGUCCGAUUUGUCUGAGCAACCCUAAAGACAUGGCUUUUGGUUGUGGUCAUCAGACUUGUUGCGAAUGUGGACCGGAUCUUGAAAUGUGUCCAAUUUGCCGUGCACCGAUCCAGACAAGAAUAAAACUCUACUAACAAAGUAGAUCUCUCUUGUUCAUCUUCUUGCAAUAUAUUUUGGGAAUUUAGUUUGAUAUAACUUACUGAGGUUUCUCCGAGAAAGAUCGGAUCUUUCUGUAAAAAAAAAAAUAUGUGUUAAGUGUGUUCCUUGAUUCACUUUGCUUAUUUCUUUGGUCUGAGUAAAAAUUGUUGAACUAUCGGAGAAAAAGUUACUCUAUAAUAGAGUUACUUUAGUUUUGUGUAAA
Raphanus sativus (radish) is the source of this 1812-nucleotide messenger RNA. RefSeq names its product E3 ubiquitin-protein ligase RGLG2. Bases 206 to 1585 code for a protein of 459 amino acids. The transcript is spliced from 9 exons. The record is from RefSeq and is a predicted model, not a curated record. Lineage: Eukaryota; Viridiplantae; Streptophyta; Magnoliopsida; Brassicales; Brassicaceae. Gene Ontology annotation, biological process: protein K63-linked ubiquitination. Gene Ontology annotation, molecular function: ubiquitin protein ligase activity.